AUGUUCCAGCGCUCCGUCCCGCGAGAGCCGGCGGCCUUCGUGCCGUCCGAGCCCGCCGUGCGGCCGGGCAGAGCGGCGAGGCCGCCAGUGAUGGCGCUGGCGACGUUUGGCAUUCUCUUCUUUGUCUGGUUCAAUGAGCUGUGGCGAAUGACGCAGCAUCAGCGCUCCAUCCCGCUCCCGCCUUCAUUCCAGCCCCACUCCUCACCCAGCCGUUCUCGCGCAAGGACGACACUCCCGCGACAAUCGCCGCCGCCGCCGCCACCGCCGCCGCCGCCGCCACCACCAUCACCCCGGCACGACUCUCCGCCUCCCGUUCCGACUGGCCCGUCACCACCGCCACCACCGCUCGGCUCACACGGCUUUGUUUGGGUCCCAUACGUGCUUGCCAACGCGACCGAGUGCAUCGAUAUCCGUGUCUUUGCGCGAAAGUGCCGUUGGUGCAAAAAGUCAAAGAGCGCAUGGUGCAAGCAGCACCCUGCGCGCGACCUGGUGGAGUGCUCCCGCCUCUGCGCGGAAGCCGGGCCGUCCUGUAGCCACGCCGUCUUCCGUGAGCCCUCGUGCUUCCUCAAGAGGGGCGAUGACGUGCCCCUCGCCCCUCAGCCAUGCUCCGGCCGCGAGGAUCAGCCGCGGCUCGUCGCUGUGAGGGAGGGAGUCAAGUGGCACCUGACGGCACCUGAGCCACAGUGUGCCAGCGACGACGUCGAGGCAGCGGCGCUCGCACUGCCACCAAGCGCUUCGGCGCCCCCACCGUUGGGCGCGGUCGGAGGCGGAGGCGGCGGAGGCGGACAGUGCACGGCGCUGCUCGACCGGCACGUGCACAAGAACGGCGGCUCGACGAUGCGCGAGCUGUUCCUCGCCAACGAGGCGCGCGGCGCGUGCGUCUACUGGGGGUACGCCGCCUACGCGUACCAGUGGUCCGUCGUACGCAGCGCACUGGUCGACUACCUGCGGGAGCAGGGGAGCGGGGGCGGCGCGCCCGAGACGGCGCUUCGCCUUUGUGCCGAGUUUCACUACCCUGCCGGCGGCUUCAACGUGAGCGAGCUCGCCGCGCUGAGAGAGGAGCUGUCGCCGCCACCCGCGCCCGCACCCGUCGGCGCGGGCGGGGACGGUGGGCUCGCCGCGUCGGCGGCGGUGGCCGCGCGCUGCCGCGUGGUGCUCGUGACGCGGCUGCGGUCGCCGCUCUCCUACUACCUCUCCUUUCACCGCUGGUCCAUCGCCUCGAAGCAGGCGGCCCAGCCGCGCAAGUUCGGCCGUACGCUCGCCGACUGGCUGCCGCCCAACUUGCAGACGGCCGUGCUGUAUAAGCCGUGGUUCAGCGACCAUGCGGAGCACAUGCUUCCGGGCUCGAGCGAGCGGAAUGUGCGCUUUCGCGAGGUGGACCGGGCGGCGUACGAGCGCGUGCGCGACUCGCUGCUGCGGUACGACGUGGUCGGCACGGUGGAGCGCUUCGACGAGACGCUGCUCCUGAUCGCCGACCUGGCCGGCCUCCCCCAUUUGCUCUACACGCGUCCCUCGCAGCCCGUCAAGUCGGCCAAGGGGAGGUACGUCGCCGAGGGGUCGGAGGAUCGCGAGGCGACCACCGCGCGCGCCUGCCCGGACAUGGCCGAGUGCGAGGCGACGGUCAAGCGGCAGGCGCCGUUCGACCACCGUCUGUACGACGAGUUCUCUCUCCGCUUUGAUGCGCGCAUCUCCUCCCUCGGCGCCGCCUUUGCGGCUCGGCGGGCACAGCUAACGGCCGAGCUCGAAAAGGCGCGGAUGGUGCACGAGGCCGAGAAGGUGCUGGGCGGCGCGAACGGCCGCCCUCCAUCAAGCCGCUGUGACAAGGCGAAGCUGGUGCUCCGCCGGCUGGGCAAGCGGGAGCGCAACGAGAUGCGGUGCAUGGGCGGCCACGGCUUGCGAGCCACCGCCUCGGGCAGGCGCCUCUGCCGCGCUCUCGCACACACGCGCUCCAACGUGUGCCCUUGGCAGCUCCCUUCCGGCCAGCUGCCGCGGCGGCCGGUGCCCUGGCAGCUCCUCGCCAACGCGUCGGCCCUCCGCGAGGACCUCGGCGCCGAGUAUGGCGAGCAGCAGGCGUACAGCGAGAGUGAGACGUACGAGGAAGGGUAG
This is a messenger RNA of Emiliania huxleyi CCMP1516, 2106 nucleotides long. RefSeq lists its product as hypothetical. Gene Ontology annotation, biological process: actin filament polymerization. Bases 1 to 2106 code for a protein of 701 amino acids. Gene Ontology annotation, molecular function: actin binding; microtubule binding. Gene Ontology annotation, cellular component: actin filament; cytoplasm. The transcript has 2 exons. The record is from RefSeq and is a predicted model, not a curated record. Lineage: Eukaryota; Haptophyta; Isochrysidales; Noelaerhabdaceae.